CCUGCAACCUGUUGGGUAUUCCGUCAGUUUACGUAUAGCAGGGGAUCUAUCUAUAUAUCUCUAUUCACAGCUAGACGUGUAAACUGGUAAGGUUGUAGAAAAUGAGGAAAACGAUCGUAGCUCUUCUUUUGGGGCUGGUUUUUACAGCUGUCUAUGUCAGGGCCAACAUUGCUGAUGACGAUGAUGACGUUGAUGAGGAAGAAGUUGAUGUAGAGGCUGUCGAGGCCAAACCACUUGUUAAUCCAUGCGAGAAUAAAGUGUGUAGAAGAGGUGAACAAUGUGUUCUAGAUGUCAACAGAAAACCAUCGUGUGCUUGUUUAAUGUCCUGUGAAGAGGAAGUGGAUCAAAGAUAUUGGGUUUGCAGUACCAGGAAUGUAACAUAUAAAAGUGAUUGUUUAUUGGACCGAGAUCAUUGUCUGUGUAAAAGAAAAGAAAAGGGUUGCUCCAAUCGAAAUGAGAAACGGGUUCAUCUAGAUUAUUUUGGAGGUUGUCGAGCUUUAACAGAUUGUCCUAAAAACGAAUUCGAGGAAUUUCCCGAUCGCCUUAGAGAAUGGUUAUUCAUUGUCAUGAAACAGUUGGCUGGUCGCGAUGAGUUAAAUGAAUAUCUGGAUCUGUUAGAAUCUGCUAAAGAAGACGCCAACCAUACCGAUGCACUCAUCUGGAAAUUCUGUGAUCUCGAUACCAGCCCACAGGACAGACGAGUGAGCAGACGUGAACUUCAACAUACCAUCCAAUCAUUGAAAGCCAUGGAACACUGUCUCGUGCCCUUCCUUAACGACUGUGAUGCUAACAAUGAUCGUAGGAUAACUAUACGUGAAUGGGGAAAUUGUCUUAAAGCUGAUCAUGUUAAACUUGAAAACAAAUGUAAAGCCAUCAGAAACGCACGUGGACAAAAACGACGUUAAUAACAACCGGAAGUACACCAAAUAGCUAACGACACACGUGAUCUCAUCAACGUGCAUGUUCGCCUCAAAAAAUUAUUUUAAAAUUAAAUAUCAUAUUUGAUUAGAUAGAUAAACUAUUGAAUAAAGCACAUUAUUUCAUGUUAAUUACAGGCAAUCUCUGCACAGUGCCAUCUCACACCAGGCCUGCUUGAAAAUAUAGCAUAGAUGGUGCUGUUUAGAGAUUGAAAUAUAAGAACACCUAGCAACAGUAUUUUAUCAGAAAGUUUGUCUUACGGUUAAAAUAUACCUUUAUCAUUUAUACACGCAUCUAUAGCUUUAUUUGUAAAACAACGUUGUCUCUCAUUUUAAUUAUGUGUAUGAUCAUAGGCUAAAGGGCAAUAACUCUCGACGACAACCAGCGACUGGAAGUUCUUAAGUUCAAUAAACAUCACUGUCUAGUUUUUAAAAAAAAACAAGGUCAGUUGUCUGGGUAGUUGUGACUACUGACUGUGUUUGUUAGUUUUUCCAGUUACGAAUAUUUGACAACUGACCGGAAGUACUUAAGAUGACCCUGGCUAGGCCUAAUCAUCUUGUCUGAGUUUCCAAAUUACAGAGUAGUAGAUAUAUGAAAAUUCAUCUACAUAAAUUCAGUUAAUAACGACUCGUGUUGUUAAACGUGACAUUAAAAUCAAUUGAUAUUUGGGGAAAUUCCCCAUUUUAAUACGUCGUAUCAAGUGUCGCUAAGUCACCAAAGAAUCAGUCAGGAUUAUGGGCUCUGGUCAUGGGAGUACAUUUUUGAAAAGAUUGUAUUUUAUAUUCCACAUACAUGUGCCAAAUAUUCUAUUUUUAUACCAUUGUACACUAUAAAUAGAAUAGAUAUUCUAACCAAUGAUAUUAGUAUGCUAAAAAAAAUUUUAUUAACCCCCUCGUUCCUACUAACCCUUAAGUAAUGCACCCAUUUAACCGUUGCAAAACGAAGGAUUUAACAAUUACACGUGAGUGUGUGGACGGUCUGGGCAAUGAACAAUGUGACAUCGAGACUAAACUCCUUAUCCAGAACAUCCAGUGUGGCCCUGUCUUUAUCUGGAAUAUAAGUAGUGGGCUUAGAGAAAGCCUAGAUUGUUUCAAAAGCACAAGGAAAACUACGAAUGUCCUGACUCACGUUUAAUCUUAAACCUCCGUCAUUUGUUAUUUGAAAAUGCACGUCAACUAACACUGCCAUUUUUAUUGCAUAUUAUUCGAAAACUUUUCUACUUUUGUUUUAUUCAAUUUGAUGUGUUCUACAGAGUACUCACAACUUUCUGUCGAUUUUAUUAAAGGAGAUCCCAUUGGCUAGAUUGUGAUAAAUUGGAUCUGUGUAUCCAAUGGCGUAAAUUGGUGCUUUUUGUCUAUUGAAUUAUGUCGAUUAGUUUUUUGUACAGAUUUUUCACCCAUGAAAUAAAACAGUCAUUGGCUAAAA
This is a messenger RNA of Patella vulgata (common limpet), 2343 nucleotides long. RefSeq names its product SPARC. The transcript has 9 exons. Gene Ontology annotation, biological process: anatomical structure development. NCBI's taxonomy places the organism in Eukaryota, Metazoa, Mollusca, Gastropoda, Patellidae. The coding region runs from base 102 to 905 and encodes 267 amino acids. Gene Ontology annotation, molecular function: calcium ion binding; protein binding; collagen binding. The record is from RefSeq and is a predicted model, not a curated record.